CAGCGUGUCUCCUCCUAUGGUCUCCUCCUCGCCUGCUCCCGGGGAGAAGAAUGGGAACGGGACCGGGACAGUGUACGUAGACGAGGCGGGCGCGUGAAAACAUGAGGACAACGGGCCGUUUUUAAGUUGGUCACUUCUCUACAACAAAUAGAUAAUAACACGUAUCACAUUAGGAGUUUUCUUUAUUUUAUUUUUUUCUCCCCCCCCCCCUCCUCUGAGGGCAGGGAUAUUUGCUCCCCGUUGGAGAGGAGAGAGGAGCUUCUUUGUGGAUCCCAAUUUGACUGGCCCGCCUUUGUUUUCAGCGCCGGAGCAGCUGCCUGCCGGCCCGUGUGCUGUUGUGACUGGAGCAACUGUGUUCCCCCUGCAGCUGCACAGACCCAUGUGUCACUGCCACACCUGUUCCACGGCCUGGUGUUGACGGAGUGAUAUCACGCGGUAACUGUGUGCAAAUUACACCAGAGGGAUGGUGAGCUGGUGGCGGCGGCGGUGACCUGUAAUUCAGGCAGGGGAUAAAAGCCCCGUGACGGAGUGGAGCGGUGCUUUCGUCUGACCUUCAACCUCAAUAGGAAGGAGAGCGAGCCACUUCAGAGAUGGAGCAGGUAUCAGAUGAGGAGCUGGACCAUGGAGCGGAGGAGGACAGCGAUAAGGAGGACCAGGACCUGGACAAGAUGUUCGGAGCCUGGCUGGGAGAGCUGGACAAGCUCACACAGAGUCUGGAUGACGGCAGGCCACAGAAAGCAAUGCAGAAGCCUCCUCUCAGACAGGAGACGAACAUGGCCAACUUCUCCUACCGCUUCUCAAUGUACAAUAUAAAUGAGGCGUUGAACCAGGGAGACACAGUGGACCUGGACGCCCUGAUGGCCGACCUGUGCACAAUCGAGCAGGAGCUCAAUACCAUUUCCAGACCAAACUCCACGUCUCGUGGCCAGAGCAAAGGCCAGCAGAGGGCCCCUGGGGGGCGCAGUGCCAGCGCCAAGCACACAGGCACCAGUGGAGGGGGAAGCAGCGGAGGAAGCACCAGUAGCAGCACCCGGGCAUCGCCGGCCAACACAGUCCGAGGCGGCAGCGUCAACGCCCGCCCCGCGGCCUCCAACAUCUCCCUAGAUGACAUCACCUCUCAGCUGGAGAAGGCCUCACUCAGCAUGGACGAGGCGGCUCGUCAGACGUCCUCCUCUUCCUCCUCCUCCUCUUCUUCUUUCUCCUCCACCACGCUGCGGCGGCCCUCGUCUGGGUCGUCUGGCGGCGGCGGCGGUCAGCACCGCAGGACGGGCUCGGUGGGCGCGGUCAGCGAGCAGGAGGCGCCGUCCCAGCGGUCGAGCGUAAAUUCAGCAUGUGCCUCAGCGUCCAGCAUGGACUCCCUGGACAUUGACAAAGUGAUGGCGGGAGGAGAGGUGGAGGGCCAGAGCAGCCCGAGCACACAAGGACAAAACCAGACCAGCACUGAGCAUGUCACACUGCGACGGGCCAACGGUAAGCCGGCCAGACGGCAGCUUGACUUCACCCCGCAAGAGGGUGAUGUGGAUCGGGCCACUCACUCGUAUCUGGACCGAGAAACCUCACUCAUUCUGAAAAGCAUAGCUGGAAAGCCUUCUCACCUCCUGACCAAGGAGGAGCAAGCGGCCAAGCUGAAGGCGGAGAAGAUCCGAGUCGCCCUGGAAAAAAUCAAGGAGGCACAGGUUAAAAAGCUGGUGAUCAGGGUCCACAUGUCGGACGAGAGCUCCAAGACCAUGAUGGUCGAUGAGCGGCAGACGGUCAGGCAGGUGCUGGACAGCCUGCUGGACAAGUCGCACUGUGGCUACAGCCCGGACUGGUCUCUCGUGGAAACCAUCAAUGAGCUCCAGAUGGAACGUAUCUUCGAGGAUCACGAGAACCUGGUGGAGAAUCUGCUGAACUGGACCCGCGACAGCCACAACAAGCUGAUGUUCAUCGAGCGCAUCGAGAAAUACGCCCUUUUCAAAAACCCACAGAACUAUUUGCUGGGGCGGAAGGAGACAUCAGAAAUGGCAGACCGCAAUAAAGAGGCGCUAUUAGAGGAGUGUUUCUGUGGCGGCACAGUGUCCGUGCCAGAGAUUGAGGGCAUCCUGUGGCUGAAGGAGGACGGGAAGAAGUCGUGGAAGAAGCGUUACUUCCUCCUCAGGGCUUCGGGGAUCUACUAUGUCCCAAAGGGCAAAGCCAAGGCCUCCAGAGAUCUUGUGUGCUUCCUGCAGUUGGACCACGUUAACGUGUAUUACGGCCAGGACUACCGCAGCAAAUACAAGGCGCCUACUGACUACUGCCUGGCCCUGAAGCACCCACAAAUCCAGAAGAAGUCGCAGUACAUCAAGUAUCUGUGCUGUGACGAUGUCAGGACCCUGCACCAAUGGGUGAAUGGUAUUCGAAUCGCCAAGUAUGGAAAGCAGCUUUAUGUGAACUACCAGGAAGCCAUGAAGAGGACAGAGGCGGCCUAUGAUUGGUCCUCUCUCUCCACCUCCAGCAUCCGAUCAGGCUCCAGCUCUGCCAGCAUACCUGAGUCCCAGUCUAAUCACUCAGGACAUUCAGACAGUGGUGUGGACACGGGCUCCUCUCACGGCCGGUCCCAGAGUGUGGUCAGCUCUAUUUUCUCUGAGGCCUGGAAGAGAGGUACCCAGAUCGAAGAAAACUCUAAGCAGAUGAGAAUGGAGGCAUCCAGAGGAGCCACGCUGCCACAUGCUUCCCACAGUCACCGGCAUCACAGCCAGCACUCAGUUGACCACCCAGCGCUGACGCCUCCACCCCUACCUCAGCCCCAACCACAACAACAGCCCCCACCACAGCCUCAGCAUCCACCAGUGCACCCCCAGGCACUGAUCCAGCAGCAGCAUCCUCCCCAUCCUCAGUCUCCUCAACAGGCCCUGCAGCCACCACCCCAGUCGCCUCAGCGCCCUCAGCCGCCGCCGCAGUCGCCUCAGCGCCCUCAGCCGCCACCACAGUCCCCACAACAGCAGCAACAGCAGCAACAGCCGCAGCCCAUCGGCGGCUACAACCACAUGCCUGCACAACAGCAACCACAGCCGCAGCCCAUCAGCAGCUACAACCACAUGUCUGCACAACAGCAACAGCAGCAACAGCCGCAGCCCAUCGGCAGCUACAACCACAUGCCUGCACAACAGCAGCAACAGCAGCAACAGCCGCAGCCCAACAGCAACUACAACCACAUGUCCGCGCAACAGCAACAGCAGCAACAGCCGCAGCCCAUCGGCAGCUACAGCCGCAUGCUUGCACAACAGCAGCCACAGCCGCAGCCCAUCAGCAGCUACAACCACAUCCACAUGUCCGCACAACAGCAACAGCAACAGCAGCAACAGCCGCACCCCAACAGCGGCUACAACCACAUGCCUGCACAACAGCAGCAACAGCCGCAGCCCAUCAGCAGCUAUAACCACAUGUCCGCACAACAGCAACAGCAGCAACAGUCCAUCGGCUGCUACAACGACAAUGCUGCACAACUGCAGCAACAAGAGGCGCAGCCCAUCGGCGGCUACAACCACAUGCCUGCACAACAGCAGCAACAGACGGCUCCUCCGCCCCCACCUCCUCCACCACCGCCACCUCCCCCUCCCCCACCCCCGGUUCAGAUGGUGUCACACCACUCACCGGGUCUCACCAUGUACAAGUUCAGCACGAUCACCAGGCUGCAGGCCAAUCAGCACAAGCCGCCCAGUCACCUCCACGCUCAGCAGGUUCUGCCCCCGGCUCCGACACCGCCUGCGGCUCAAGUGUCCGUCAGACCCAAUGUCAAUCACAUUGCUGCAAGGACUAAUGUCCCGCCUCCACCUCCUCCUCCUCCUCCCCCACCGCCGUCCAUGCCCACCCCAGGGUCAGCCAUGGCGGUGUUGAGCCUGGGCCCUCCCAGCCCAGCCGCCCCCCCUGCCUUCGUUCCUCCGCCCCCAGCACCUCCCUCUGCUCCGCAGACCAAUGGACUAGCAUUUCCUCCUCCUCCCCCUCCGCCGCCGCCCGCACCGGCUCCCAUCAGCCAGCCUGUUUACCCCAACGUGCUGAAGCAGGCACUGAAGGAAAGGUUUCCAAGCCCGCCACGGGACCUCCCGUCUCCAAACAGCGACCUUGAUGAGUCCCCGCCGCCUGCCCCUGCUCCACCACCGCCGCCUCCUCCACCUCCACCGCCGCCACCCCCUCCUCCUCCUCCCCAACAGUUCUCAGUGCCGGCCCAGUUUCCACCCCCUCCCGCGCCACCACCAGCGCCACCCAAAUCCUUCACCCCAGGCUUUGUCCCUCAUACUGCUCCCAAGCCCAUGACACCUGUCUCACCGUUCCCUCCUGCCCCACCCCCUGCUGUCUGUCGGGGCCAAACCCCGCCACCACCUCCACCCCCUCCUCCAGCUGCACCCCUGAAGAAGCAGUUCAGCCUCCAGGCGGGCCACAACUCCGGCCACCCCCCUCCGACUCUGCCCAAGCAGCACAGCCUGUCUAAACCUCCCAUGUCUACUGGAGCCCCGCCCACCAUGUCUUUAGUGAAACAACUAGCGAGUCAGUUUCCUGGAGCAUCAUCCCAAGUAGGCAAUCACUCAGAGGGCCCCAAGCCCCCCCUUUCCCCCCCUGCAGUCAAGACCAAACCAAGAUGGCAGCCUGGUGGAGGCCAGCAGCUUCAGUCUCCGGAGUUCCCUCCUCCUCCUCCGGACGGCAAUGCCGGCUUCCCUGCUGCACCUCCUCCUCCGCCACCUCCCCCAGCACCUGUUACUGGCCCGACUCCACCCCCUCCUCCCCUCCCUCCUGGAGACCUGGGCUCCCCCACGAGGAGGUCGCCCUCUAGCUUCUCCAAUUUUGGAGGCAAGAAACCUCCUCCUACCCCCCAGAGGAACUCCAGCAUCAAGUCCAAUGACUCCUAUGAGGAAUCCAGGAGGAACUUGCUCAGCAAGUUUGCUCCGCAGAGCAAAACCCCUCCUUCGUCCCCAUGCCCCUCCUCCUACUCCAGUGGUUCUCCUUCCAAGGACCACUCAGCCGGACCCCCUGCUCCCCCGAAACCAGGCAAGCUCAACCUGGCCAACUUGCCCAUGGCACUCCAGGCCAAAGUGAGCCAGGCAAAGCAGUCCAGUGGCGACUUCCCUUCCCCACCACCAGAGUGUGCCUACUUCCCACCCCCUCCCCCGGCCACAGAGCUCUUCCCCCCUCCUCCACCUCCUGGUGAUGCCCCCAGCGGAGGUCCUCCUCGGGUGGCCGUGGUCAAUCCACAGCCCCAGGCUCCCCCUCCUCCGCCGCCUGUCCCCCUGGUCAGCAGCUCAACGUGGGGAAAGAGCUCCCUGAAAAAGACUCCUCUGCCCACACUUGUGCGGCGUAAUAACACCACCCCGGAGCCCCCGCCUCUCUCACCACCUCCACCCACCUCCCCAAAGGGCAGCUCGGGCCAGCCCAAUUUCCUGGACGAUCUCCACCGGACACUGAAGCGAAAGUCGGUGGGUCGGCAGGGUUCUCUCAACUCCGCCGGCCUCUCGGGCAAGUUGGAACCCGCCGGGACCAUGGACGACAUGGCGCUGCCCCCGCCACCCCCUGAGCUGCUCCUGGACCAAGGGAAGCAAAGCAACGGAGGAAACGGCGGCUACAUGUCGGGAAACAUCUCAGGCUAUGCAACGCUACGACGAGGACCCCCGCCUGCACCACCCAAACGUGGGGACCUCACCAAACUUACUUGAGAGUGUUGAACUUGAAGAUCAGGACGUGAUGAAGACGGAUGAACAGACAGUGAGAGAAUAUAUGGAAGUGAACAUUCAUAAGUGAACUGGGAGCCAAAUCCUGGAUACCUUCUGUCCUCUUGGGAUCACAUAAAUAAGACGACUGUGUGUAUAUUAAAACCCAAACCAGACCGCGGUCAGUAAGUGUUUGCUAAUUAUCGCUUCUUUUUUUUUACUUGCUCGGUGUUCUGGAUCAGUGGGUUUACAAUAUUGGGACAAUUAAGACUGGAGCUGGGUAAGUUUGAAGUCACAGAAAAGAUGGUCUUAAUCUUCUGCGAUUGUCUAAACUCUCUGGAACAUACUGUGUAGCCCUGUAUUGUAACUCCCCCCCUCCCUUGCUGGUACACCAAGCACUAAGAUUUGUGCAAACGUUACUGGAUCCAGAUCUGAGCCAAACCACGUAUCCGCUUCUUUGCCAUAAGUUUGUGCCACGAACUGAAGACAAAAAAAGAGCAAAACAAAACAAAAAACCAUCAGGAUCCUUCUGCUUUGGUACUGCAUGGACCUCCUGUACAACAAGCUGUAAAACACCAAGCUGUUCCGGUGUGUGUGCAUGUGUGUGUGCGUGUGUGAGAGGGAGAGACUGAAUAUGCACACGUGCAUUGUGCGCAUGCAUGUGUGUGUGAUUAUAUGGUGGCAAAAUAGUUCAUCACUAGGGAAGGCCUUUGUGGAGCGCUUUGCUUUUUUUUAAUGAAAUUAUUUAAUGAUUGACAAAUGGAAGGAUUUUUUUUGUGUCUUAAUGAAGUCUGGAGAGGAACAAAACAAUAGGGCACAAUGGAAUGUAUAUGGAAGGCAUAUUUACAAAAACAAAACAAUGAAUUAACAACUGCUAAAAAAAAAAAGAAAGGCUAAAAAUCUGUUAUCUUCACUUCUGGACUGUUUCACCACGUGACAGAUGCAAAUCAGAAGGAAGCCUCGUCCCCAAAGUCUUGCACAGAAGUCAAAGCAGAAAGGAGAUUUUCUUCCAGAGUCUGUGCAACUGGAGGAAGACAGAAUACGUUACUUUUAAUUUAAUACAAAAUUAUGAUAUGAUGGACUUGUGUAAAUGGAGAGGAAAGGCCCGUGGCGGUGUGUCUUUGUGGGCUGUGUGUAAUUUCCCUGUUGCGUCGGCUUGAUUUCGGACCUUGUGCUUCAGUUUGCAUCUGUGCAGCUGCGGUCCUCUCCCUCAUGCCUUUCUUGGAUCGCAAUCCAUGCAAGUACUGAUUGGAUUCAGCCAUGUGAAGUAAACACACCUCAUCCACAUUGGUCGAUCAGAGGUUAAUGUACAGAGCCGUUAAAUCCGUGUGUAGUCAGUAUAACAGAAAUCAUCCGAGAGGCAAUAGACUGAAUGUUGCUUUCAACUUUGUGUCCCAUCGUGUCUGGUUUCCUCAUUGUGCCAUUACUGCUUCAGAACCUUAUUGCACAGGCACUAAGGUUAUCUCUUUCAUUUUUUUUAUUAUUUUAAUCCUCAGAGUGGAACAUGAAGGUUUUUUUUUAAUUUCUAGCAGCGACGCCUUCAUUUUUAAGGGUGCUCUGCUAUUUCCCUCGAGGAAAACUCAUUCUCAGCAUGUCCCCCUUGUGUGCCAGGAUGACAUAUCAUUAAUAUUUCACACCAUUUAAACUGGUUUUAAAUUGGCUGUAGUGUGCAACUGUGUGCUGUGUGGAUAUUGGUUUGACAUGAUGAGAGCUCGGAGGAGAUCUUUAAUAUCCAUGUUGGAUUUCCAAACAAGGCUGCGUUGCUUUAAACAUGGUGUUGUUUUGUCCUACUCUCGUCACAGUCGGCGUACCAUUUCUUUUUUUUUCUAACUGAAUAUCAUCAUCCGUGACUGGAGUGUUUGCUACAGUACAAGUAUGUAAGUUAUUGAUGUCCUGAUGUGAACACGCUGGGGCCAAAUGAAGUGAAGAAAAGAAAAAACGGUCGCGGAAUGAGAGUAAAAAUGUGUCCUCCUGCAUAUAAAACUGAAAAUCACAAUAUAAAUGUUCAAAUCAGACCUCAA
Molecule: messenger RNA, 7678 nt
Organism: Scophthalmus maximus (turbot)
Lineage: Eukaryota; Metazoa; Chordata; Actinopteri; Pleuronectiformes; Scophthalmidae
Gene: raph1b
Product: Ras association (RalGDS/AF-6) and pleckstrin homology domains 1b
Exons: 19
Coding region: 591-5663 (1690 amino acids)
Biological process (GO): signal transduction
Cellular component (GO): cytosol; plasma membrane
Source: RefSeq, a predicted model, not a curated record